Coregonus clupeaformis (lake whitefish) is the source of this 3620-nucleotide messenger RNA. Its product is annotated as hypoxia-inducible factor 1-alpha. The record is from RefSeq and is a predicted model, not a curated record. The coding region runs from base 326 to 2623 and encodes 765 amino acids. The transcript has 14 exons. Gene Ontology annotation, cellular component: cytoplasm; nucleus; transcription regulator complex. Lineage: Eukaryota; Metazoa; Chordata; Actinopteri; Salmoniformes; Salmonidae. Gene Ontology annotation, molecular function: DNA-binding transcription factor activity, RNA polymerase II-specific; protein dimerization activity; RNA polymerase II transcription regulatory region sequence-specific DNA binding. Gene Ontology annotation, biological process: cellular response to hypoxia; regulation of transcription by RNA polymerase II.
UAGCUGCUAUGCUAACUAGCUACAACAUUGUUCCAAGCAACCUUUCCAGCGUGGCACCUCAUGCCAUUUCGAAGGAAUUAAAACACAUUAUUCUGCACUCAUGUUUUGACUUUCCGCGAUGGAGGCUUGACCUCUCCGAAUUCCAUUGAUCAACAACACUUAUGAAAACAUAAUUUACGGAUUAAAUUAUUUUUAAUAGCUACGUGUAUUUUAAUUUUUUAGCUCAUUUCCGUACGGGCCCGACAAACACAGUUUGAUAGCUAACGUCACAGUAGGUACUGAUUGUUCGAGUCUUGGCUCAGAAGUUAGUCGUCCUCGUCCUGAAAUGGACACAGGAGUUGUCCCAGAAAAGAAAAGCAGGGUGAGCUCGGACCGGAGGAAGGAGAAGUCCCGGGAUGCGGCGCGAUGCAGGAGGAGUAAGGAGUCGGAGGUGUUUUACGAGCUGGCCCAGGAGCUGCCCCUGCCCCACAGCGUCACCUCCAACCUGGACAAGGCCUCCAUCAUGAGACUGGCCAUCAGCUACCUGCACAUGAGGAAUCUGCUGAGCACAGAUGAUAAGGAGGAGCAGCAGGAGGAGAGUGAGUUGGACUCCCAGAUGAAUGGCUCCUAUCUGAAGGCUCUGGAGGGCUUCCUCGUGGUGCUGUCUGAGGACGGGGACAUGGUCUAUCUCUCUGAGAAUGUCAACAAGUGCUUGGGUCUAGCACAGAUUGACCUGACAGGACUUAGUGUGUUUGAGUACACACACCCCUGUGACCACGAGGAGCUGAGGGAGAUGCUGGUACACAGAACAGGGACCUCUAAAAAGUCCAAGGAACCAAACACAGAACGUAGCUUCUUCUUGCGGAUGAAAUGUACCCUCACCAGCAGGGGGCGCACUGUCAAUGUCAAAUCAGCCACCUGGAAGGUUCUUCACUGCUCAGGCCAUGUGCGGCUCCAUGAAGCCCCAGCUGAGCAGAGCCCCGGUGGGCACAAGGAGCCAUCCGUCCCCUACCUGGUGCUGGUCUGUGAGCCCAUCCCCCACCCCUCCAACAUCGAAGCACCGCUGGACACAAAGACCUUCCUCAGCCGCCACACACUGGACAUGAAGUUCACCUUCUGUGACGAGAGGAUCACUGAGCUGAUGGGCUAUGAUCCAGAGGACCUGUUAAAUCGCUCUGUGUAUGAGUACUACCAUGCCCUGGACUCAGACCACCUCAUGAAGACCCAUCACAACUUGUUUGCGAAGGGCCAGGUGAGCACAGGCCAGUACCGCAUGCUGGCUAAGAGAGGAGGCUUUGUGUGGGUGGAGACUCAGGCCACUGUUAUCUACAACAGCAAGAACUCCCAGCCCCAGUGUGUUGUGUGUGUCAACUAUGUGCUCAGUGGCAUUGAGGAGGAGAAGAUGGUGCUGUCUCUGGAGCAGACGGAGGACAUGAGUCCUGUGAAGAAGGAGCUGGAAGAGGAGGAGGAGAGCUCUGAGGCAGAGGUGUCCCCUGUGCUCCUGAUGGAGGAGAAGAGCCCAGAGCUGGAUGUGAUCAAGCUGUUCACCCAGGCGAUGGAGGCCCAGCCCCUGGCCAGUCUGUAUGACAGACUGAAGGAGGAACCAGAGGCCCUCACCCUUCUGGCCCCGGCCGCUGGAGACACCAUCAUCUCCCUGGACUUCAGCUGCCCCGACUCUGACAUCCUGCUGAAGGAGGUGCCUAUCUACAAGGAUGUGAUGCUGCCCUCCACCAGUGACAAGCUGGCCCUGCCUCUCUCUCUGCUGCCCCCCAGUGAUCAGCCCCUGGUCCCCAGCACCUCAGUGGACACCAAGGCUGGUCCAGACUCCUCCAGCACCCCAGGCAGCCACAGCUUCACUGAGCCUGACAGCCCACUGGACUUUUGUUUCCCAAUGGAGUCUGACAUCAGUGCUGCGUUUAAACUGGACAUGGUGGAAAGACUGUUUGCCAUCGACACAGGGCCCAAGACUCCUUUCACCUCACAGGUACAGUUCCUAUCUAUGGCCAUGGAGGACCUGGACCUGGAGAUGUUGGCUCCAUACAUCCCCAUGGAUGAUGACUUCCAGCUGCGCACCCUGUCCCCAGAGGAGCCCCUGUCUUGUGGCCCAGCCCAACCCCUAGAGAGCUCUUCUCUAUGCUCUUCUGUUCACCUCACCCAGGAGGUCCACAGCUACCCUGGCUCCCUCUUCAUUGCCCCAGGCAGCCGGACAGCUUCCCCAGCCCUGGCAGCCCCGGAGCCAGCAGAUAGCCCUCGCCCUGCUUCCUUACUUACCAAGACGGUGCCUCAAAUGGACAGGGAAAUCUCCCUUAGGACAAUGGCCUCCCAGAAUCCACAGCGCAAGAGGAAGAUGUCUCUGUCUCAGGCUGUCGGAAUAGGGGGAUUGCUCCAGGACCGUCCUGAGCCAGGUAAAAAGCUCAAGGUGUCUGAGCUGGGCCACGCUGAUGCUGCCUCCAACAGGACUAUACUGCUCCUGCCUACAGACCUGGCAAGCCGUCUGCUUGGCAUCUCCUCAGAGGGCAGCGGCUCGCCCUUCACCCUUCCACAGCUGACCAGGUAUGACUGUGAGGUCAACGCCCCCGUGGUGGGUCGCCAGCUCCUGCUGCAGGGCGAGGAGCUGCUGCGUGCCUUGGACCAAGUCAACUGAGUCAACGCUUAGCCUGCCCCCUGCUGGACCAGACCAGACACUACAACCUCCUCACGCUCUCUGUCCCCACUCGCUGCCCCUUUAUUUGUCUCUCUCUGUAUCAGUGAUCUUAUAUCAGUGAUCUUAUAGUUUGGCUGCUGUCUGCAUCCACCAAGUGAUAUCUGCAGCAUUAGAGUUGGUGUAGGGGAUGUUGUAGUGUUUGCAGGUAGAGGCACCUAAUUGUUUCUUUCUCUGGAGUCUCUCAGACAGCACACAUAUGGCGCCUCCAUGGACGGCUCUGUUGUAUCAGGUCUCCAUGGAAACCCGGCGGCGCUACUGCCAGCAGUGUAUUGUAAGCUUCAGUCGCACAAUUUAUAUUUUCUUAAAAAUAAGAGAUUACCAGCAAUAUAUGUUAAGCCUUUUAAAAAGUAGUUUUAAUGGAAUUUCAACCAUUUUUAUUUUUAUUUUCCUAUGCAUUCGUAUGUCGUAUAUAACAAUAGUAUUUGGUCCAGAAGGUAUUUUUGAAUGUUAUAUCCCCAUUACUGGUUACCAGUAUUUUAGGCUAAUGCAUUAAAUAUGUAGUCAUUCAGUACUUGUCACUUUAUUCCUUUACUACUGUAAGUGUAUGUUUGUUACUGUGCAUAGACCAGGGGAACAUUCAGAAAUGGCUUUAAAGCCUUAUCAUGAAUAAUAAAUACAUGUGAGCGGUAUAAUUUGCUCUAAAUCCAAUGUUAGUUUUUAAUCAUGGAGGAUUGGUCCCUCAGUUUGAUCAUGUAAUCGAUUCAUUUUUAGUCGACCAUCUCAAAUGGUUUAUUUCGAUUGAAGUAACAUGUACUUCUUUAGUCUUUAGCACCAUCAUAUGAUCAUAUUUUACCAGUAUAAUUAUCUCAUCAUUAGUAGCAAGUGUUACUCUUUCAUACCUUUUUUGUCUGUUUUAUGGCAUUGGUCCACACUGCAGUUUUGGGUCUCUUUCAUGCUUCCUGUUGCUGUCUAACAUAAAAUUGCUCCCAAAAAAUAA